CCGCCCGCCCCCCGUCCCGCUGCGGCGCGGCCCAGCCGAGCGGCCCGCAGGCGGCUGUCACCUUCAGCGGGGCCGGCGCGGGCAGGAGGCGCACGGCGGCGCCGCCAUGGUGCUCAUCAAGGAAUACCGUGUUAUCCUGCCUGUGUCUGUGGAGGAGUACCAAGUGGGACAGCUGUAUUCUGUGGCAGAAGCCAGCAAAAAUGAAACUGGUGGAGGUGAAGGAGUGGAGGUCCUGGUGAACGAACCUUAUGAAAGAGAUGGAGAGCGUGGGCAGUACACACACAAGAUCUACCACUUACAGAGCAAGGUGCCAACGUUUGUGAGAAUGCUGGCCCCUGAAGGAGCUCUGAAUAUACAUGAAAAAGCAUGGAAUGCCUAUCCCUACUGCAGAACUGUCAUUACAAAUGAGUAUAUGAAGGAUGACUUCCUGAUCAAAAUUGAAACCUGGCAUAAAUCAGAUCUUGGAACACAAGAGAAUGUUCAUAAACUGGAGCCAGAUGUUUGGAAGAACGUAGAAGCAGUUUAUAUAGACAUUGCUGAUCGGAGUCAGGUGCUUCCCAAGGAUUACAAGGCAGAAGAAGAUCCAGCAAAAUUUAAAUCUGUCAAGACUGGCCGUGGACCUCUGGGUCCCAACUGGAAGAAGGAGCUGGGGAAGCAGUCAGAUUGUCCAUACAUGUGUGCUUACAAACUGGUAACAGUCAAGUUCAAGUGGUGGGGUCUGCAAAAUAAAGUUGAGAACUUCAUACAGAAGCAAGAAAAGCGACUCUUCACAAACUUCCAUCGGCAGCUCUUCUGCUGGCUGGAUAAGUGGGUUGAUCUGACUAUGGAGGACAUUCGUAGGAUGGAGGAGGAGACCAAGAGACAGCUGGAUGAGAUGAGAGAAAAAGAUCCAGUGAAAGGCAUGACGGCUGCAGAUGACUAACAUGACUCCUUCCUCCUGCACUUUUGCAAGACAGUCAUCAGGAAGGCCUGGGGAACCCACACUCUUGGCUGACGGACCAUCUCUGGAUCACGCCUUCCCCUCCCCGAGCGGCAGGCGAUUUGAAACCUCCCAUAGCUCAUUCUAGAUGCCCCUUAAUAUUGUGAGCAGAUAGACCUUCUGGUACUAAGCACUCCAACCUCAGCACGUGUGUGGAGGAGGCAGCUCCUUGGAGAUGUGUGACUUAGAGAUCUCUGUAUUUACCACUCCUCCCUCCUUCAUUUCCGUCCUCCCCCCCCCCCCAUUGUGUUCAGACCAAUUUCCAUGUGGCUCUGUUUGAUUUCCAAGUGAUAUUUUUAGCUAAAAUAGUCUUGUGAUGUGGUGACUUAGUUUUUUUUUCCUUUUUUUUUUUUUCCAAGUGGGAUAAACUGCCACCUUUCUUCCUGCCCAGUCCUUCACCAUUCUUUGAAUGUCUGUUUGGAGAGGGGAAACUGUCAGUAUUCUAGAGUGCAAAACUAUUCCACAAAAUGCUAUGCUCUGAACCUUGCUCCCAGGGUAAGAAAUGUAAUGGCAUGUAAUCUGAAUACAUAAUCAGGAGUAGCCAGAUUUAGUUCUUGGUCUGUGAUAAAUAGUGAGAUGUGGCUUCUGCACGGCAUUUCUUCAUUCUGUCUUGGCACACAUUGAUUAGGCACACAUUAAUUAAAGACUGCACAGAAGCUGCAUUCAGUGUCCCCAUGCUCAGGCCUUCAGCACCUAACUGUUGAGUUUCAGUUUAGUGGUACCUGGUCCCUUGGGCCCAUGUAGCUACGUUGUCCUUCAGCUGUGUGUGUCAGUCCAACAGAACAGUACCAAAACCUGCUUGACAUAUGUUGCAUCUUCCUCCUGCUUUGUUUGCUAAGACUUCCCGUAGCUUACAAAGCUAAAAUGCUUUUGGCCAACAAUAAUGUGAUCCUCCCUGGACAAACUGGGUUGUAGCAAAAGCUGUUACACAAGUAAAGUCUUGGUAUCUGACUACAUCCAGGUACCUGGUUGGUGGUUCUGCUCAGCAAUAAUAUUCUUCUCAUUGCAAGACUGACUAAAAUAUCUCCUUUCAUGCCAUAAAAAAGCAACUUAUAAAGACCUGCAGUUGUUUUCUAGGACCUCUGUCAGUUACUACAAAUCACAGAGGACACUGUUAAGCAAUGUAAAGAGCUCUGGUUAUUUAAUGAACUCAGAUACUUACUGUAACUAUCCUUAUGUUGAUACCAGCUUUAGACAAUCAAAUAAGCAGAACAGAAUAAAAAAAUGCUGCUUUAUAAAAUACAUAUGAGAAAAAAACAAACAUAACAAUUCCUUUGCUUAUGUCUAAGGCCCAAAGUUUGAUUUUUUUUUUUUUUUUUUUUUUCCAAGUAGUAAUAGCUUUGUUUUCCACUUCAGUGUUUGGAGGCACUAACGUGAAAUCCUGACUGCCAAGCACAGCCCUGGGUGUGUCACCACUUCUGAGGGGUCUCUUUGGCAUUCUGUGGUACAGCCCACUCCUCCAGCCCUUCACAUUCCUGCAAGCAGGAGAUCCUGGGGUGAUCCCUGCCACGUGGAACAUGUUAGAGCUGGGACCUGAACUGUUUUCAGUGCGAGGGAAGAUGAGGCAUGUUCUGGAGGGAGAGGAUGGCAUUUGGUUUCUGGGGAGGGGGCAGUUUAUCCCUUUCUUUUUAGUUUGUUAUUUUGCCUUACUCAAGUCUAAGUGCAAUAAGCUCUGAAUUAUCUCUGGCAGGCUCUUCUCAGUGACCUCAGACAGUUUUGCGGGGUGGGAGUGGGGUUUGAGGGAUUUUUAGCAAUCUCACCAGGCAGAAGUAAAACAAAUUUACUGUAAAAUAGGUGAAUAAACUAAAUUUUAAUCUGCGAGUCUGUUUGGGACCAGGAUGUUUUGUGGCAUCUUCUGUAGCUGUUCAAAAAUAAUUUUAGGAGUGUAGGCCCAACUUACGGUUCUUUCAGUUUAAAGUAUUUUUAACUGAGAAUUUAUGCACUGACUUCUGUUCAUGUUUGUUGGUUACGUUUUGAGGGAUUCUUACACUUGAGGACGACUGAAGAAUACACAUAGCACACUUGUUCUUUCAGUUUGUGUUACCCAAGAGGCUUUCUGUCUGAUGACACUAAUCGCUACAGAAGCAGAUUGUGACAUUCCACCCUGCAAUCCUUUUUUGAUCCUCUGAUUUCAGAGUAAGAGCUUUUACAAAAAGCUUUCCUGAUUAGUGGAAAAACCGGAGGGGAAAAAUGCAGGAACUCUAGCCUGAAUACUUUCCCUCCCUCUCCUCCCUGCCCUUUGCCUUCUUUCUUUCCAGUUCAUUCUGAAGUGAAAGCAUCCCUCAGCCUUGGGAUAGGCAAAUCCUAUAAAGACCUUCCAGUCUCGAUGCUGGUUCCUGCUGGCGUUGCCUGCUGGCUCCCCCAGGGGGGCUGUGGCUCCCGGGGGGCUGUGGCCGGGUGUUUGUCUGCUCUGGGGCGAUGGUUGUGCUGUGACCCCCUCCCCGACAGGCGCUGGGGGGUCCCGAGGCAGGUUCCUGGCCACAGCCGGGGUCAGGCGGUUUGUGGUGGGGCCCCUUGCCCCCCUCCCUGCACCUCUCGGGGCUCAUCCCUGCUGGGCCUCCCCGACACGUUCUGAUGGGUUCAUCGUGCUCUUUCCUUUGGCAACACACACUUUGUAGAAUGGGUUAGAUUAUCUCGUCGUUUCUUUAAAUGUGAGUUUGUGCCUUUUUUUGUCUCCUAAUCUUCCAAUACAGGCAUAUUGGAAACGAAAUCUAAUAAAAGACUAGACAGAG
Molecule: messenger RNA, 3711 nt
Organism: Apus apus (common swift)
Lineage: Eukaryota; Metazoa; Chordata; Aves; Apodiformes; Apodidae
Gene: PITPNA
Product: phosphatidylinositol transfer protein alpha
Exons: 12
Coding region: 107-922 (271 amino acids)
Biological process (GO): phospholipid transport
Cellular component (GO): cytoplasm
Molecular function (GO): phosphatidylcholine intramembrane carrier activity; phosphatidylcholine binding; phosphatidylinositol binding
Source: RefSeq, a predicted model, not a curated record